CUCCUCCUCCUUCCUCCUGAUUGGCCAGAGGGGAGGGCUAGGCCACACCCCUUCAGCAUGAAAUCCAGCCACCUUUCCUCCUGGCUCUCAUAACCCUGUUGUUUUCAGCUCCAGAAGGAGAUCUUUCCUCUCUUUCCUGGAGCCAAGCAAUCUUCUCCUGGUUGGCAAGAUUCAGUCUGCACCUGCUUUCCGUGCUAGCCCUGGGCAGCGUGAGGAAGAGGUGGCCAUGCCUCUGAGAAGGUGCAGAGUGCAUUUCCUUGGCUAGCUACAGAGAGUCUCCACACCGCAGCUGUUAAGAGGAAGGGUCUCAUUUCUGGAGCCUGUUUAGAAGCUGAGCAGAGCCAGGGUUGAGGGGGAACCCCAUCCCUCCACCCUCACUUCAGAAUACCAGCAGGAGCUGCUACUCAGAGCUGUUGGGCGUCGUGACUGUCAACAUGCGGCUCACCCUCGUGUGGAUCCCAGCGCUUCUUAUGGGGAUCUCCUGCUCAGCUACACCAAGAAGCCUGAAGAUUGAGUACUGCAUCAGCUAUUGGGCAAAGAACAUCACUUGCUUCUGGGAUCCCGGGCUAGAGACGUACCCCUGGACGACCUACACCCUCCACAUUACAGAACAAGCAGGGCACUGUCGGAGGGAUUUUGGGCAGCCCUGGAGAUGCGUCGCCCUCCAGGGACAGCGUUCGUGCGGCAUCCCGGUGGAGAAUCUCUUUGCCUUCUUCAAAAUCAAGCUCACGGCAGGGUGGCAGUUUGGCCAGGCUAGCUCUUCGGAGGAGUGCGUUCAUGGAAUGAGCAUCGUGAAACUGAGUCCACCGCAGCUGACAACCAUCACUGCAAACAACAGCCACUGCUUCCAGCUUGAGUGGCACCUGCCCGGCAAGGAACUGGUAUCCGCCUCCGAGGCCCGAUACGAGAUCCGAUACCAUGACUUGGCAGAGAUGUCCUGGACGCAGGUGAAUUUCACUGCUGAUGAGAAUGAGGCCACCUUUGCCAACAUCUGUGGGGUCGCCCCCUUCACCAACUACUCCGUCUGCCUGCGUGCAAAAUACCUCCACAACUCUUCCUUCCAAAGCGGCAGGGAACCCUUCUGGAGCGACUGGAGUCCUGAGGGCUUCGUGAGGACCCAGCCUGCAGUUCCAUCCAGCGGUCCAGCGCUCUGGAGGAAGCUGGGACUUCCCGGUGCAAACGGAGACAGGGAGGUAGUCCUGAUGUGGAAGCCAUUGAAGCCAAAGGAAGCGAAUGGUGAGAUCCUAGCAUAUAGCCUCUACUCCCAGAGCAAAGGGCAGUCAGCCGUCCCACAAUGUCUCACUCAAGACUUGCAGUGCAGGCUCUUCCUGCCAGCCGAAGAGGAAGUGAACUUCUUCCUCACCGCCACCAACUCAGUGGGUACGUCUCCUCCAACCAAGCUUGUGGUCCUGCCAUCCAGUAGCCAGAAAGCACCACCUUCCCCACUGCCAGUCCUCGUAUCUUCAGCAGGUGACCAUAGCCUCCUCUUGCAGUGGUCCCGUCUCAGUUUUCCGAGGAUGAGUUACGUGUUCGAGUGGCGACGGCUACCCAGGAAACUGGACAAUGACAUUUGCUGGGAUUUUCAGCGAGGGAACAUCGAUCAUGUGAUAAUUACAGAGGCAAUUGAGCCAGGAUACCUCUACAGCCUGAAGAUCUUUGCCCUCAUUGAUGGCAAUGUGUGGGCUUUGGGGUCAGCCAGUGCCUACUCAAAACAGAUCGCUCCGUUUCGUGCUCCAGCAUUAUAUCCGGUCCGAGUAUGGAAAUCCCAGGUUGAGGUGCAAUGGGAGAAAAUUCCCCUGGAGGAACAGGGUGGCGUGAUCCGGAACUACACCCUCUGCUAUGAGGAAGAGGGGAAGGAUAACCCAUCGACAUUGGUGUUGGACAGUUCCGUUCAUCACUACCUCAUUGAGGGCUUGGCACCUGGAUCUGUUGUCAGGGUCUCCAUCAUGGUCACCAACGAGGGGGGAAGCACGAAGGGGCCCGACCUCCCCAUCCGCACCAGGAACCAUGAUUAUGGUGAAGCAGAACUGUGGCUCUCCGUUCUUUUGGUGGGAUUCCUCUUCCUCGCUGGAGCCUUAGCCUGUCUCUUCAAGCAACGAUUGCUGCAGAACUCCCUGUGGCCCCAAAUCCCAGACCCAGCAAAAAGCAACCUGGCUGUAUGGAUACCACCCAAAAUGUGCCCGGACUUCUCCUCCUGUGGUCCAGAGAAAGGAAGCCAAGGUUACCUGGGUCUGACCAUGGGCGGCGUCUUGAGAGUCCUUCCUUCCAGGCAGAAGGAAGAAGAGCAAAAGCUCUUUCUUGGACACACGUGGUUGCUUGAAGUCGCCAACGGCUCACACAAGUACCCCCUUCCCACCCCUGCGCUAGGAAACGGGCCCACCCCCCAGGAAAACAGAAGGCUGCUCCAGAAACACACAGUGUCCUGGAACAGGGUGGAAUACUCAAGAGUAGUUGUGAUCCAAAAGGAGAGUGGCUUAAAAGAGCAAUGGUCAGGUUUUCAUAAUUUGUGGUCCCUUUCCAGACACCAGGAUCUUGUGAGGUCCUGCUCAGGACCCAGAUUUAGCCAAGGGGUUUGGCUCCAAAAUCUGACCUACGAGGCCCUCUUAGACGUUAGCUUGUGCAACAGGGUGCUAGAAUCGACAAGGGAGUUUCCUCUCCUGCUGGGACUGGUGGCGGUGGACGGAGAGCACCAUCCUGCCGACAGCCCACGCAGGACCCCUCAGGAAAGAAACUAGUGCAUCUUGCAAGAUCCUUGUAAGACCUUAGACUUGAACUGUCCAGCAGGUUGGGUUUAGCAAAGUUAUCUUAAAAUGGACUCUGGCAAGGUGAGCUGAGGUGUCAAGAAAGCCGCAGAGGAACUGGAUCUUGCAGGACCUCAUCUGAUUUGCAAGGGGAAAGCACACCUCAAGUCAACAUUUAAUGAAAGGGUGGUCAAAGGGGAAACAUCCGAAUCAGAGCAAAGAUGAUGUAAUUAUUUAAAACAUAUAAAUGUGUA
Molecule: messenger RNA, 2995 nt
Organism: Hemicordylus capensis (graceful crag lizard)
Lineage: Eukaryota; Metazoa; Chordata; Lepidosauria; Squamata; Cordylidae
Product: granulocyte colony-stimulating factor receptor-like
Exons: 15
Coding region: 435-2735 (766 amino acids)
Biological process (GO): cytokine-mediated signaling pathway
Cellular component (GO): external side of plasma membrane
Molecular function (GO): protein binding; cytokine receptor activity
Source: RefSeq, a predicted model, not a curated record